Messenger RNA from Nasonia vitripennis (jewel wasp), 1938 nucleotides. RefSeq lists its product as uncharacterized. Lineage: Eukaryota; Metazoa; Arthropoda; Insecta; Hymenoptera; Pteromalidae. The coding region runs from base 1 to 1938 and encodes 645 amino acids. The record is from RefSeq and is a predicted model, not a curated record. The transcript has 4 exons.
AUGAGGGUCAGCUGGAUUUACCGCCUUAACAAGGAGCAGCUUAUCGCCGAGCUGCAGGGGAGAAACCUCAACUGUGAGGGUACCGUAGUAGAGCUUCGCCAACGAUAUGCCCGAAAGAAUCCACAGGAUUUCAUCGGAAAAGCAGAACAUCCAAAUGGGCAUGACGAAGAAGCCGAUUUGAAACAAGACCUAAAGCACGAACGCUACGAAUUAAUCCAACGAACACUUGAAGAGACCCGCAACGCCGGACGCUCAUCCACCCCGACCGGAGAUCCACCGGAAAUACCACCAGGAGAAAACAAAGUUCUCGACCAAAUACGCAAAUGGAACUGUCAUUUUGAGGGAAGAGAUGUCUACUCUUUCUUAGAACGUGUCCGGGAACUACAGGCAUCGAACGGAUUUACCGGUGAACAGUUGCUGCAAGGAGCCCCGGAACUGCUGCGAGGAGAAGCCCUGCAAUGGCGACGCCAUUACGCCAGCGAAUGUCGGACCUGGGAGGAGCCCGAAAUCAGGUUAAGAAAUUUUUAUUUAUCGAGCGGAGAGCGACGGAAUCUAACAAGACAAGUCACCGAAAGGGUUCAAAAACCCAACGAGAACAUAAGGUCUUACUGCAAUGCAUUGACGACCCUGAUGAGAAGAAGGGGAGGAUAUACGUUGAUAGAGCAACUCGAUAAUAUAUAUUACAAUAUGAAACCCGAGUUACAAUUAUGGGUGCGCAGGGAGGAGAUAACCGACGUACCUCAGCUCAUACAGCGCAUAGAAGGAUACGAAGAUAUUGCUGCAAAACUGCGCGAACAAGAACGGAAAACCGCCAUCAAUAGCGCAUCCACAAGACGGCGUUCUCACAAGAGAUUGCCACGGAUACCCGGAUCGUUCGGGAAACACGCCAAGGGACGGCUCUACAGUAGGGGGAGCCUGUCCCAAGACUUCCGAUACCUCGUAAAUGUACAAAUAAACUAUGAGACGGUGCUGGCAUUGGUCGACCCAGGGGCCGUGAGUUCGUUCAUAACACCAAAAACCGCCAUGAUCGGACGAAACAACGUCAGCGACGUCGGCAUUCAGGAAAUCUCGAAAGAUCAGCAGACACGAGUGGACGAACUCAUCCAAUAUGAAAAAGAACUCUUCGGAAGUAUCCAGGGCCCCACACCACUCAUCGAAUACGCCAUAAAGGUAACCGAAUCAAAUCCAGUCAAACAACGCUACUGGCCACACAACCCCGCCAUGCAACAAAUAAUCGACAAGGCUGUCGAAGAAAUGUUACAGGAAGAUGUGAUUCAGCCAUCCGACAGCGCUUGGAGCUUCAACAUAAUUCUCGCAAAGAAAAAUGAUGGAAAGACGCGCUUUUGCAAAAACUUCCAGAGCAUCAACAAAAUCAGCAUCAAAGAUGCACACCCGCUACCACAAGUUCACGCGACACUAAACAAACUCCGGGAAGCAAAGUACCUAACCACGAUCGACCUGAAAAAUGGAUACUGGCAAAUACCGCUGUCAGAGGAAAGUUCUCUUCCAUACGGUUUACACUCGGCACCAGCAGCAUUCAUGCGGCUAAUGAACGCAGUUAUCACACCAGAUUUAGAACCAAAUGUGUUCUGUUACCUCGACGACAUAGUUAUUAUUACAGAGGACUUUGAGCAGCACCUACAGCUUAUUAGCGAAACCUUCCGCCGAUUACGGGAUGCCAAGCUGAAGCCGAAUUCGGAGAAAAGCCACUUUUGCAGAAAACAGCUGAAAUACCUAGGUCAUGUCGUCGACGAGGAGGGGCUACACACGGACCCAGAAAAAGUAAGGGCAAUCACCGAUCUGCAACCGCCAACGAACCUCAAAGAGUUACGCCGGUUUUCAGGAUUAAUAUCCUGGUACAGGAGGUUCAUUCCGCAAGUAGCAAAGAAAACGGCCCACAGUGUUCCCAAACGCCGAAAAAGUGAUCAAAAGUCUUGA